ACGCCCGCAGCGAGGGCGUAUUUUUAUGUGUAGACUCUAGUCAGUGGCGCUAGUAGUGGUAACGUAGCAGUUUGCUCGCUCACUCGGUCUACUCCCGUAACACUGAUACAGAUACGAGUUGAGGCUGAGGAGCGCACACCAGCAACUGUAAGCGAGAUAGAACACAAGUGCUACCGCGUUACACGGGAACCCGUAGUUGAACGCCUGCGUCUCUCUCUUAUACUACUCCGACCACUACUACGACAACUACAGGAACUACAACAACUACUACUGCUACAACUACUAUUACAACAACUAAUACUCCUGCUACUACUAACUCUCGGUGUACAGUGUCGCGGAUACAAUUCCAAAGCCAGUUAGUACUUGGCGCCCAACACGAGUCUCAUCGGAGCCUCAUCAGUCACCAGUCAUCGGUCAUCAGUGAUCAGUCAUCAGUCAUCAGAUCAGUUAAUAAACAAUAAUUAUUGUUAAUAAUAAAUCGAUUAUUGGACCCGAGUGCGGAUUAAAAGUGUCGACAGCAGUGACCGUUCGGCCCCCACUCCAGCCCCAGCCCCUGUACUCUUGAUCCUCGACACUCUUGGCGGUCUGGUGUCGCGGUUCCGCGAGACGAUCGCUCUCUCCCACUACACCCGGAGCCCGACUCCAGACAAUAUACCGAGUUCGACACGGGCGACACUGUCGGUCCUCGUCCCACUCGCCGUCGCACUACAGACUACUCCGAGACCAGACGUUUGAGACCGAACCGGAUUCCAUCGAAAAGAACACGACGAUUCGCUGGUGGAUAGUCGCGACCGAUCAUAGCUGGCGCGUCGAUCGGAUCAACGGACCGUCAGAUUGUCUACUCGCUUUCCAGUAUCCAUUCUUACCUUACCUUACACUUUAUUACUGUUAUGGUGUCCGUGGAUUUAUGUCAUACAUCUCUAUUUAAAUAAUUAUUGUCAUCAUUUAUUUAUUAUCUAGUGAUUAUUAUUUUAAAUACAAGUGGGAUAGUGUCUUUUUUAUUUACUGUGAGUGAAGUUUCUGUGAUAACUUGGAUACCUUUUAUUAUUUUUAUUUUAAAAAAUUGUUUUUUAAACUCCGAUAUCAUGAUCAUCACUUUUUGGUUUUCAAAUGAGUGAUUCGUGGAUAGUGAGUUUGUAUUGAGAAAAAAAAUUAAAAUUUUUUUUACAAAAAGUACUUGAUGUUAACCAGGUGGUUUUAAUUAUUUUAAUCAUGAUUGCGUAGCGAAUUACGACAAUCACGGCCCUCAGUGGCCGACACAACAUGUCACAGUUCUCUUAUCGUGGAUCACCAAAUUUACAGUGUCCCGUAACAGUAAGUGGAGCGUUAGCCUCAUCGUCACCCUCGCCAGCGUCGGCAUCGCACCUGACCAGCGGCGUCUCAUCAACCGGUGGUAGCGAUAACCACCCUCUGACGCCAUUGUCGAGUGUCGCGAGGAUGGCAGUGACCAGUGCGAUAAUUCGCCCACCCGGGAGUCCCACCAGCUCAGUGAGUCCCUCGUCCCAGCAGCCGCAUGGGCCUCCGCCGUCGGGUCCACCGGGCAGCGGACGCUGUUGCGACACCGGAAGACCCAUUUUCACGGACCCGGUCACCGGACAGUCGAUCUGCUCUUGCCAGUACGAGCUCCUGGGUGCUGGCUACCAACGUCUCGGUGGGAUCACACCCGCAGCUCUUUCCAUGUACUCGACGCCCUAUGCCGCCGCGGCGGCAGCUGUCGCAUCCGAGGGUAUGGCCGCGUACUUCCCAGCCCUCGGCGCCGAGCAAACUCCUUUUUACGCUCCCACCGCAGCAGGUCUCGAUCUAAAAGAGAAUCUAACCGCGGGUGCAGCGGGCUGGCCGUAUCCCGCAGUAUAUCAUCCUUACGAUGCUGCAGCAUUCGCCAGCUAUCCCUUCAACGGAUAUGGAAUGGAUUUAAAUGGCGCGCGACGAAAAAACGCGACCCGCGAAACGACGAGCACCCUCAAGGCCUGGUUGAACGAGCACAAGAAAAACCCUUACCCGACGAAGGGUGAGAAGAUAAUGCUCGCGAUAAUAACCAAGAUGACGUUGACCCAAGUGUCCACGUGGUUCGCGAACGCGAGGAGAAGACUAAAGAAGGAGAACAAAAUGACGUGGGAGCCGCGGAACAGAGUCGAGGACGAGGAUAACAAUAAUGAUGACGAUGACAGCGGUCGCAAGAGCGUCGACGAGAAGGACCGACUCGAUUCAAAAGACUCAGGAACGGGAUCAUCAGAAGACGGCGAGCGACCCACGAAUCGUCUGGACCUCCUGCACCCCUCGACAGGAAGUGGACUCCAGAGCCGCAUCCAGGAGAGCGAGUGGUCCGAAUCCCGUGCGGACAGUGGGCCCGAUAGUCCCGAGUGUCUCUACGACCAACGAGAGCCACCUCGGCACCCACUCCAGCUCCAGCACCCGGCGUAUCUCAGUGCCCACAACCGGCUUCUGCGCCAUCCGUCUCCCGAAAGCACCUCGCCGACGGGCCCAGUCCAUUUGCCGACCUCAACCAGCACCUCCAGCGGCAACUCCACGGAAAACGCUAAGCCCCGAAUCUGGUCCCUGGCGGACAUGGCUAGCAAAGACGCUGAUAGUCCCAUAGUGCCCUCUAGUGCUGCGCUCACUGGCCUCGGGAAUCCCUACCAGUCUUCUCCAGGAGGUGGCAAGAUCGUCAGUCCCCUGGCGAACCGGUUCCCCCCACACCAUCAUAUACAUCCAGCAAUUUCUGGGACUCAGUACGUCAGGCAUCAUCCGGACUUCUACCGUAACUUCUACGGUGCAGCUUCGCAGCUCGGCUCCGGGGACAUGGCUUUCCUGGAGUCUUACUCGCGGACCCUCGGGGGUCUUGGACUCCCACCCAAUUCAGUACCUGCGAGCAUGCUGACUUCAACGCCGCCCGCUGUCUCCACCAGUAUCACUGUCAAGCCCUUCCCCCUCAAUGGCAGUACCAAUUCUAAUAAUAAUAGUAAUAAUAAUAAUAAUAAUAAUAAUAAUAGUAAUAAUGCAAAUAAUAAUAGUAGUAAUAAUAAUAAUAAUAAUAAUAGUAGUAAUAACAAUAGUGGAGGCCUGAUGACGCCGUCGGAGGUGUCGCCGUCGUCCUCGGUGUCCUCGCACUCGGACCAGAGGUCGCCGCAUCCGAGUGAGGCGGAAGGCAAAUCACCGCGAGUGUGAUCGAUGUCCAAAAGCCACGAGGUUUAGUGAUGAUGAGUAAAUUUUCAUUGUGACCCGACAAUAAGCAGACUUAUGUCUUGUAAUUAGUGUACAGUUCUAAGAGAUAUUAUUGUCAUCUGGAUCAUAUUAAUGUUCAAUGAUUCUCUCCUGGUAAUUAUGAGAAGUUUUUGGGAACUAAAUUCUAUGAGGGGUUUUGAAUUUUUUUUUUAUAGGGAUAGAGCUCUAGAAGUUUUCUCAGCGAUUUUUUUUGUAAUUAGCAAUUUUUUUGCCCGCGAGUAUAUGAAUGACCUGGAAAAACAAAUUUUUUGACAAAACCUUUCAAAAUAUUUUUUUUUUUGCCCAAAAAAAAGCUUCUGUAUAAUUAUCAUGCAUCCAAUAGCUUUUUUGACUGAACCGAUUAUAACCGAACUAAAUAAUAAACAAAUAUAUAUAUAUAUAUAAAUAUAUAUAUACAUAAAAAAUAUGGAGAACUAGACAAAAUGACCCAUACGAAAAAAAUAUAUAUCCGGGCAAAUCUGGAAUAUGUCGCAUAUAUGCAACAUAUAUAUAAAUAUAUGUCUCAUAUAUGCAGAUUUGCCCGGAUAUAUAUUUUUUUCGUAUGGGGAGGAAACGAAAAUUUUCGGACAAAAUUUGAAUUAUUUCAUAAAUUUUCUAAUUGAAAUCCGCAUCCGGGAUGAAAUAAAAAAAUCAUUCACUCCGCGUUCAAUCGCAAAUUUUUUACAGUGGAAAUUUUCUUAAAAGCAAAAAAACAUUUUUCCAAAAAAAAUCUGAAAUUUUCAUUCAUUUUUUUACGAAAAUAUUUUUCUUUAUGUCAAAAUUUUGUUCAGCUCUCCCCUAAAAAUAUAUAUAUAUAUUUAUAGUAAAUAUGAUUCAAUUAGCUAAGACCGAUAAUUGAUAACAAUAUAAAUAAAAAUAUAAAUAUAGAAUAUAUUAAUUAAUAAUAAUAACAAUUAUUAUUUAUGUAUUUGUACAUAGUAGUUGAAAGGGAUUGACUUAAAAUGCCCAGCCAAAAAAAACUAAAUAAAAUGUAUGUACUGUAUGUAGUGUAGAUGCGUAUUAUUUUAUUAUGAUUUUUAUUAUUUUAUUACAUAUUAUAUUAUAUUAUAUUAUUAAUAACAAAUUGAUUAAUUAUUAAUUAUUGAUUAAUAUAAAAAAAACGAAUGUAAGUUCGCCAAUUAGCGAAUGACCACGUGGACAAUUGUUAUUUCAAUGUUUAUUAAAUAUUACUGAGGACGCCUAUCGAAAAUAAAUAAAAAAAAACAUCUUCAGUGUUACAAUUACAACGAUCAUUUAAUUACCGACUACCGAUUAUUGAUUACCGAUUACCGACUUCUAAUUACCGAGUACUGGUUAUUAUUGAUUAUGAUUAUCGAUUGCAUACUAUAGAUAAAAAUUUAAAAUAUUUAUGAAUGAGAUUAUGAGUGGGUUCAAAUUUCGAGUCGCGGGCUCGUGGAUCCGCUGAGUCCCGGAAAUCGAGAAUACGAAAAGUCGACUGCGCCUAACAUAUCACGCGUGAUUCGAAUAUUAAUAAUGAUAAUAAUUAUAAUAAUAAUAAUUAUGAUAGUGAUGAUGAUUUAAUGAUAAUUAAAAACUAACGAUUGCCAUCUUUCUUAGUCAUUUAUGUCCAAAAUGUGUCGUGCGUCUGGAUAAUAAUUAAAAUCGCUCUUGUAAUGCCACAUUGGUAUUUAUUAAGAAUAAAUAUUAAUUUAAUGAAAUUUUGAUGUUUAACAUGAUUUCGAGUGAUACGAAGCCCUUUCGCAAUAAAAUUAUCAUUAUAACUAAAAAAAACAAACGAGAACAAAUAUAAAAAUGUAUAUAUAUCUAAUUAUAUUUAUGGUUGUUAUCCUUAUCCUUUAGUCCUUUAAUUAUUUAUUUAUUUAUUAAAUAAUUAAUCAUUAAUCAGUCAACUGAUUGAGUUGUUUUCAGUUCAAACGGCUCUCACUUCCAAAAUAUUAAUUUUUUUGCAAUUGAGCUCAUGACCGAUUUUGUAGAGGAUUUCAUACUCUACAAAUUUGUUUUCAUAUAUUUUUUUCAUAUAUUUGCUAGUUUUCACGUAAAUUCAAUUUGAAACGAAUACAAAUUGAACGGAAUAAAAAUUAAUAAUGACAAUAAUUGGAAAACGUCUUUAUUAAUGUUCAAACACCUGCCACGCCUUAAAUAUUAACUUUAGCGCAAUAUUCACCUAUAUCAUUUUUGUAGAGAAUUUAAUGCUCUACAACUUUUAUUUCAUGCAUUUUUUUCAUAUAUUUGUUAGUUUUCAUGUAAAUUUAAUUUUAAUGAGAACGAAUUGAACUUGGAAUAAAAAUUAAUAAUGACAAUAUUUUGAAACC
This is a messenger RNA of Microplitis mediator, 5495 nucleotides long. It is a transcript of the gene mirr, whose product is annotated as iroquois-class homeodomain protein IRX-2-like. Gene Ontology annotation, molecular function: DNA-binding transcription factor activity, RNA polymerase II-specific; RNA polymerase II cis-regulatory region sequence-specific DNA binding. Gene Ontology annotation, biological process: regulation of transcription by RNA polymerase II; cell development; neuron differentiation. NCBI's taxonomy places the organism in Eukaryota, Metazoa, Arthropoda, Insecta, Hymenoptera, Braconidae. Gene Ontology annotation, cellular component: nucleus. The transcript has 5 exons. Bases 1264 to 3165 code for a protein of 633 amino acids. The record is from RefSeq and is a predicted model, not a curated record.